UGGCGACCACGAGCAGGACACUUGCGCUGUCAAUCAAGUAAUAUCACGGUGUAAAAGAUUUCUUUCACCGUGAGUAAUGUAUAGAGAUCAAACGUGUUCAUGAGCAGAACGCUUUCGCGCUGCCUGUGUAGAAAAUCAGAUUAGUGGAAGGUUAAUGAGAGAUCAAUUUUUGACAACGUUGCAUCUUUGGCGUUUUUGCUUUAUUCCUUAUUGCCUCAAAGAACGUGCAGCACGGAACAUUAUACACAAAGUAAUUUCACUCUGAUAUCGCAUAGAAAUGCCAAAAGUCGUGCAGUAAGUCAAUAAUAAACAUGGCGUCAGCCGUAUUCUGGUAGGAGACAUAUCAGUCUUCUCGGUGGAGAACCUGCCGGCGCCGAAGAAUUUCUUGAUCAUGUAUAUCCUAAAUUCAUAAUAUGAAGUAAUGCCAAUGGGAACUUAAUGGCUGGAUGCUUGACUAACAUUUUUCUGUGCGUUUUCGUUUUGCCAUUCUAAACUUGAAGUAAGGUAAAAUGGAAGAGAUACAACUAAGUGAAACUGAACAGCGUUAUUUCGGCGACUUAUUUACGUGCUGCGAUUCUGAUAAGACGGGAAAAGUACCUGUCUACAAAGCCUCGGAAUUGUUUAGAUCUGCCAAUCUACCUCUUGACGUGUUAAAGCAGAUCACAGAGCUGUGUGGUGGUCGCAGCAGCCACCUGGGUCGGAGACAGUUCUACUCUGCACUGAAGCUGAUCGCUGCCUAUCAGGCUGGCCUGCCUCUGCGCACUGACCUGGACGCUCCUCUACCUCGGCUCAGCUGGCCCACAUCUGCUGGAAAGUGGGAACUGCAGCACGUCAGUAGGCGUCUGGGCAGCCCGGACCUCAUUCAACUGAGUGACACAGAUCGCACACCCACUCCGCAGAAGGACACAGCACCACACAUUGUGAGUGGCUCAGACAGCAGCACCGUGGAUUUGCGAGGCACUGCCGAGUCACCAGCACGAAAUGGGCGUUCGCUGUCGCCAACCUCCUCUGUGGGACUCAAAGCAUCGCGUUCGCCGGAAGCCUCAUCCACUGCCAGCGACUCUCCCACCCCCACUAACAGCGUGCAGGAGCGCCAGUGGGCAGCUAUGUGUGAAGAACAACGUCAGCUUCUUGGCACGGAGGAGGAAUCGUCAGAUCGCCACUCAAGCGAGGAGGAGGGAGAAGGAGACCCAGAUGCAGAGGCUGAGGUGUGGCUCAUCACAGAUGAACAGAGGGAGUAUUACUCUGCGCAGUUCCGCUCUCUGCAGCCAGACCCCGCGGGCCUCAUUGCUGGCCCUGUGGCCCGGCUGUUCUUUGAAAAGUCACGACUACCAGUCCAUGAAUUGCGCAAGAUUUGGCAACUUGCAGAUGUGACAAAGGAUGGUGCCCUCUCCUUGGAGGAAUUUAACACUGCUAUGCACCUGGUGGUCCUUCGGAGGAACAACAUCGACCUCCCAGAUGCUCUGCCUCCCUCGCUGGUUCCAAAUGUGCCUGCGGCUGCCCAAGGGAGCUCAGGGGGCCCUCCUGCUCAUGCGCCGCCCCCUGUGGUUGCCCCUCCAGAGAUCCCUCCUCACGAAGAAAGCCCUCCAUCCUUGUCACCUCUCGGCGGAGAGUCUGCUUCGCCCCCUCGCAGCAAAGAGUGGACAAAAUUUGUGGAUUCACCCACUAGCUCUGUGUCUUCUCCUGGUCCAAAGCCUGUCAACUUUGAUUUCCAUAAAUCUGCUGUAGAACAGGAUCCGAAGAUCUUGCAUCCGGUGCCUCUGCGUUUGACACCAGAGUCGUUACCGGCAGGGGAGGAGGGAGAACCCUGCCGUUCGCCUCGCAAACUGGUGGAACCUCAGCCCAUUCCGUAUGAGCAACUGGGUGGUGAGGGUUCACCGAAGAAGGGGCUGGUGGCCUCGGGGGCAGAGGCCAUAGGGACUCCUGCAGCCCUACCCUCCGAUCUACGCCCCAUCCAGCGACCACAGCCCAAGAAGCCAGCUGCGCCAGGCCCUGGGGCGAUUCCGCCACCCCCUGCUCCUUCCACAGCCACCAUCUCGGAGGAAGUCGUCGCGAGCCAAGGACCUGGGAUGGGAGGAGCAUCUGGUUCUGGCCCAACCAGCCUGCCAGCAGCUGCUGCGACUGCUGGUGCCCAGAUGGGACCCAAGAAGGAACCUCCACCGCCCCCACCGCCACGCCCGUAUCGUACUCACACGAGAAGUUCGUCUCUGGAUCUCAACCGCCUGGGAAAGAAUGCUGUGCUCCUAGGCACCCCACCUGUUGUGCCACCUCGCAUCUCUCCCAGUACGACGUCGCCCAAGAAGCUCAUUGGGCAGAGAAGUGAAGGGGACGUUCUUGCGUUGGUGGGAGAUCAUGCUGGCUUUGCUGAUUUCGCGCAGUUUGGGCAAGAGGAAGACAAUGCUGAUGCUGGUCACCCACGCAAACAUGGUGCAUUUGAGGUGUAUCGGAAACCAAUUUCACGAGUUGGGGGUUCAGAUGCUGGUUUGGGCCUUCAGGGAACAGAAAGUCCUUCUGAUGACAUGCCUUGUCACAGGCAUAGGCCCCAAGAAGCGCUCCGCCGCCUGCAGGAGCAGAACUCUCUUCUGGCACGUGUCUGCCAGGAGUUGGCCCAGGAGUUGGCGGAGGUGCAGGAGGAGCGCGCUGCCCUGGAGCUGCAACUAGAGCAGUUGCGUGUGGGGGGAGUUGUAGCUCCCUCCGCACAGCCUCCUGCUGCUUUGGUACAAACUUCCACCGAAUAGGCGCCAUUGCAAUCGUCAUAUGAAAAGAUAAGAUGAAACUCCUGGAGGUUUGUGAUGUCGGCAGCACAGCUCCCGAUUUCACAUUACCAUGCUAUGUGUCAAUAUGCGUGGAAAGGAGGGCUCCUAAAGGCGAAGAGGAAUGGGUAGUGUUGGUUGGUGUGUCGAUGAGUUGUAAUGGUUUGAGCCUGAAGUGUUCUUUCCGCAAUCUUCCAUUAAUGAAUGCUGCUGCUCAGUUGUGAGGGGGAUCCCAUUGCCCAUCGUGCCAUACAUCAGCUGAUUUUGUUAACUACACUACCAAAUCAAAGUCUGAAAAGAGUAGCAGUUGCUCCGUGGGAUAUGCAGUCUUAAAAGUCCUCGAAGCAUACACAUGUGCGGAUAUUAUUCAUAUUUCCUUUUUUAGUGUCAGAGACAUAAUGUUGAUUUUUUUAACCUUUCUUUUUAAAAAUGAAAUUGGUUUAUACAUCAGACCUUUUUUGAUAUUCCAAAUAAAUUUGAAUUAGAGUUUUUAGAUUGUUUUUGUUACAUAUUUGAUGACUAAUGGGAUUGCAUAUUCCAUCAUUUGCGUAUUUCAGUUUUGUAUGAGUGUUUGCUGUUUUACUCAUACAAGUAACUUGAUCGGGAAUUGUUGAUCUUUGUGAUAUUUGUGACUCUAAUUACAUGCUGGUAGUUAAUGUUUGCACAUGGUUAGGGUUGCAUUGCCUGUAAUGUACUGUGUUUUGCUUCAAAGAUGUAGUCAUUUAUUUAUAUACUUUAGACUGGACUAUUUUUUAUCUGUUUGAUAAAGUGAUUUUUAUCUUGAGUAUUUCUGUUUCACCUCACUGCUUAUGAAUGUCAAUUUUACAAAUAGUUAUCGUGAAUGUUAAUAAUCUCCAAAAAUUUCAAGAGUGAUGAUGUAGGUAUACUUUUAUUUGUUAUAGUAUUUACGUUUGACUGUCAGUUGCAAGGAAUGUAUAUUUUUAGAUGUGUGGUAACCCAGUGAAUUGUGAUCAAGAACAGAAAAAAAAAUUUAUAUUUAAUACUCUACAUUGCCUGAGCUAUUUGAGUGUCUUUCUCCACACCGCUAACUGAAAGUGUGAUGCAAAAGUCCAAAAAAAUGAGGACAAGUGAUAUUAGAAAUGAGUGCAAUGGCUUGCAUGUUGGUAUGAUAUAUACUAUUUUUGUUAUUGCAUCAGUUAAUCUUAUUGUUCAUAUUUGUAUUAUACAUAGGCCAUUUUGUGCAGAAUGCUGUAGGAAAUCCAUGUUAUAUGUAUAUAUGUUCUGGGUAAAAGAGGUGCUGAUGAUAAUGAGAUGAAUUUUAAUGUUAUAUCAUGUAAACAGAAGUGUACAACAUGGCUCAAUGGUAGAAUUAAUCUCACAAGUUGUUGAAUGCAACUUCUUUUCAUUCCAUAAUCAGUCAUUUACUAUUCCUUGUACCGUUGAAAUUUGGAACCUCCUGGGGAUUUUAAAACUGAAAUAUGCUCAUAACUGAUCUUUGGUGAUAGGUGAAAAUAGUUAAAUCUUGAGUGUGUUCCUCUAUUGAAAAGUCUCUAAUGAUAAUCGACUUCAGUGAUUUUCCUUUCCUUUCCUUUCCUUUCCUUUCCUUUCCUUUUCUCUUUUCUUUUCUCUUUUCUUUUCUCUUUUCUUUUCUCUUUUCUUUUCUCUUUUCUUUUCUCUUUCCUUUUCUCUUUCCUUUUCUCUUUCCUUUUCUCUUUCCUUUCCUCUUUUCCUUUCUCUUUUCUUUUCUCUUUUCUCUUUCCUUUCCUUUCCUUUUCUUUCUUUUUCUUUUUUCCCCUUUUCUUCUUUCUUUGCCUCCUCUUUUCUUUCUUUUUCUUUUUCCCCCUUUUUUUCUUCUUUGCCUCGUCUUUUCUUUCUUUGUCUCUUCUUUUCUUUCUUUCCAGUUUCAUGGAAAACUAGUGUCGAAGGUCUUGAUCCAUCAGUUCCAUUGUUGAAGACUGUACUUAUUAUAUUUGAAGCAGGAAACACUAGUAAAGGGUGCUUCCUAUGACUUCAGAGUAGAGUUGUGAAUCCAUUUAUUCCACCUGAAUGCAUUCCUCCUCUUGAUUGUGCUAUUGAAUUGUCAUGUUGUGCAUUUUUUGUUGUACUUUUGUUAAUAUAUAUUAUAUUGCUUUCCUUGCGCCUCAUAUUUUGCUCUCAAUAUAAUCUCAAAAUCGGUUUUUUGUACUUGUUUUAUUUGAUGGGAAUGCCAUGUUUGCUGCUUACAUAUUACAUAAAUGUGUGAUACUUUCGAACAUGUCAUACUGUGUGUUUUUUGUAUAUUUUCUUAAGUACUUUUGAAAACAUUUUAACUUGUUUUAUGCAGCGUAUGUAACAGUUUUGUUGCAUGUUAAUAUUUAUCAAGAUAUAUUUGAACUACCAUUUCAUUUUCAAUUCCUUUGAGGUAUUGACAGUCGGGGGAAUAUUCUUAAAAUAAAAAUUCUUUGUUCCAAGGUAGUGACAGAUUUUGAAACAGGAAACUUUUUGAAAUUGGUUUGAUGUUUUUAUCUGCGUAUGUGCAGUUAGGCAUUGGAUGCUUUAAAGUUCUUCUUGCUUUACAGAAGGAAGUUUGAUGUGGACUUCCUUUGAGAUUCUCUAUUCUAUUAGAAGUAUUAAAGAAAUCUGGAAUAAAAAAGGCUGAAACAUAAAAACUAAAACAGAAAAUAUAAUGAUUGAAUAUCCUUCUCAUGAGAAAGUAUAUAUGUGAAAAUUGGGGUUGUGAACACUUUUUCAAUUCAAGGAUGAUUGCUUAGGUUGUUGGGCAACAUUACCGGCAGACAAGUGGGCGAGGACAGGGUUUGUUACAAGAGUUCCAAAUCCCACAGCACUCCCAUCUUCUUCAUCAGCUUUCAAGUAUUUUUCAAAAGCUUUGAAUUCCAUAGGUGUAAAUUGGGCUGCAGGAGCAGCUACCAUUUCUCUCGUGGCAGUUGAUAUUCUUCUUUGAAAGUAGCUGGUGACAACAGUACAUAGUUGAUCAUUGAAAGCAUCGUUUUGUCCCCGUUGGUAAUUAAUCAUGGAAGACAUUUCUGCUUGGGUUACUGCAGUUGCUACUUGGGAUGAUAAUGUGAAGUUUGUUCUUGUCAAUACAGCAGUGUCACUUCUUGGAUAUAGGAUUUUCACAAAUAACUGGUCUUCCUCUGGUAUAGAAGCUAGAUAGGUCCAUGCUCUUAAAUAAGCACCCAUUCUAUCACUCAAUGCUCUGAUGCUCAACAAUUCAGGAUACUUGGAGAAGAUAUAAUAAUCUAUCAACAAUAAGAAUGAUAUCUCUGCCCCACUCAUUAACGAAAUGGUCUCUAAAGAAGAGGGAAUAAAAAGAUUGACCUAGGCCAGCCACUCUAACACAAGACACAAAUAAUAUCCUUCUUAAAUCUAAGGAUGCAGAAAGAAGUCGAUUGCACAAGUACAUGCAGGUUUGGUCAGGAUAUUGACAUGCUGUCCAAAAUGAUUCUCCAUCCACUGACAAUCACCCUGAGAACCCUGAGAACUUUUUUGUCAUGGUCAGAUAAAUUGGCCCCAUCAUCACCAGUAGAAGCUUUCUAUCAUUGAUGAACCUUUCAUGAUCUCCAAGUAACUCCAUUUCCAUAGCUCGGGAUUGCUCAAUAAAGAUACCUAGUUCAUCAACAUUCCUCAGGAUGUAUGUUUGCAAUGUAUAUCCAGCUUGACAAAAUGCAUCAGUAAUACUGUUGGAAGUGAAGAUUCUUUCAUCAGUGAUGUUAGACAUCAUGCUGUACAUUCAUACAACAAGUUGUCCUGUUACAUUUGGGUGGAUUUGUGUGUAAAAAUGUGCAUAACAACCAAGAAGAGCCUCUGUCUUCUGUCUCUCAAUGUUGAGUGUAAGAGAUAAACAUUGGCUGGAGGAUAAUCUGUAUCCAUGAUAUGCACCUGAUGAUCCCCACCACCAUGUGGCAACAGUUUCCUUUCUGCUUCAAAUGCAAUGUUCCAGCAUUUUGGUGAAUCACCAAUCCAUCCAUUAGUUGAGCCAUAUUGGAUUAAAGUCUCUGAGACUAUACAGAUUGGAGUAGCACUAUAAAGAUAGUGAUUUAUGAUAUAAGUGCUGUGUAUGACUCAAGAGAAGUAGUAUUUGAUAAAUGACAUGUCGAAAGCCGUAUUUUCUGCAUUUUUUUCUAGAUUUGCAAACUUAAUUUCAAGUUCAGUUAAUAUCGAGGAGAAGGUACUUUUUGUAGUACACCUGCCACUUUGUUUUUUAUAGAAUAUUCUUGAUAUUAGAACCAGAGGCAGGGUGGCCCAAGAAGGUAGUGUCUAUCCAGAUGAAUACAUACUGGUUUAUUACGUUUCACAAACAAUACAACAUGAUCUGCCUUGUUUCCUUUCCUGCACCGACUCAAGUGUCUGUAGGUAGGCACAUUUGGAGGUGCCUUGCUUGUCACUGUAUGCUCAGAGAAGGCCCUGCAGUGACCGUGAGUAGUAAAAUGUUUUUCUCACUUUUGCCACGUGUUCUGCUUAAGCAGGUGAUUUAAGAUUCUAACUGACCAUAUUGAAGACAUUGAUUUUCAGGCACAUUUGCUGUAUGUGUGUGGGUUUAAUUAACAGGUUAAAAAUGACGAAAUGGAUUAACAUUUACUUGAUAUUUAUUAUUUCAUUUUGAUUUUUUAGUUGUUUGCUUUGGAUUAAUUGUGUGUGUUGCAAAUUGUUAAUAAUUGUCAACCUGCACGUCUGUUGAGUAUAGUUGUACAUUGUGCUGGCAAGAAAAAAUGAAGAAAAUAAAUUCUGCUACAGGAUCAGAUCCUAAAAGUAUUUCAGAAGGGAACCAAUUGUUUUGAUCCCCCCCCCCUCCCCCCUUCAUAAAUUUGCUAAAGAAAGUAGCACAUUUUAGAAUUUUUUCUUGAAAUGACAUCUGCUCAAACAAUACUUCUUUGGAAUGUAAUGUGAUCAAUAUGUGGCAUUUGUAUUUAAUAAGUUGUCUAGAAUUACACAAAUACAGAAAGUUUUGAAUGCAGGGGAGGCAUGGCUCUUUUUCACUGAUUUUGUUUAGCUUGAACAUUUGUGUGCCACCGUUGAGUAGAACAGAAAUCUUGAUUAGUAAACUUCAAUUUGUCCAUAUUGCACCUGCCUCUCUUCUGGGAACUCUUUCAAUUGUUUACUAUCACUUUGAAAUCCUCUGCUUGAUAUUUCUCCCUCAUAUUUUAAGUCCCCCAAAACUUUGUUGGUGGUGGUGAUUAUUUUAUUCAGGUCAUUAAUUUUAGUAUUGGGCAAAUGUUUAAUAUAUUUUUUAAAAUUUUUUACUGACAGAUUAUUGCUUGUUAUUGCCUUCAAUAUGGAGCUUGAUUAUACACUGCAUUACUUACCUGGACGGAGAGGAUUGUGGUUACGAUGGAAAAUGAAAACAGUUGAGUGAUGCCACAUAUUCUCUUAUGGAGGGAGAUAUGAAAAGACAAACCAAGUUAAUUUGACAUCUAGUUAAUUAAUAAAUAAGUAAAUCUGAAUCAAUAAAAUUGGGUAAAUAAAAUCAUGUAUGUAUCAUGGAUGUUAACUGGUUCCAAUGAUCUUGGGCCAAAGGUCUUUGGGCUUUUUGUUGCUGCCUAAUCGUUAGAACCCUUAUAACGCCCGCCCGCUAUUAACGCCCUAAUAACGCAUAAAUAUUUCCUCAUCCAUUGGUUUUCUGUAUCAUAGUUACUUUCUUCUUUCCAACUUUUCCAGAAUGGCAUUUAUUGACUUGUUUUGUCCCUGCAAUUUUUUUUAACAAGUAUUGUCUUUUGUUGACAAAUUUAAAGCAAAAUAUACCAAGAUGAGGAAGCUUGCAUGAAAGUUUGAAACUUCCAUAUUCCAAUGGUGUUAUUUAAUUUUUGCAAGAACUUGAAUCAAUUUUGCAGGAUUCUAAAAGUAGACUGUUCUUUCACAGACAUUUUUUUGGUCAUUAAAUUAAAUAAUUCAAUUAAAAAUUUAAAAAAAUAUUAAAUUAAGUCACUUCUAAACUUCUUUCAAUUUUUAAGAAACAAGCAGGAUCAAUGAACACUUUAUUGCAGAAAACUCAUUGUCUACGGUAUGUUUAGAUCCAGCCGGCUACGAUUGCUAAGGCAGACGUGCAUUGGCGAUCUUGUUUCAAGUCCCACUUCAGCAUUGUUAUUUACUUGUGUUGUGACAUGGCAGGAUUUCCCACCCACCAUGCGUGUCCAUUUGGUUUUCUUUUCUGUCCUUUGCCUGCAUGGAGGGCAAGAACAUGUUGCACCUAGCAAUGCCCAUCCCUGAACUGUGUUGUGGCUGGGUGGGACAGACAGAAUUACCAUGUAUCUUAGCGUAACUUACCCACCAGACACAUAUCCUUGUCCCAUAACGGGCUAGCAGAGUUGAGAUGACCUUACAGGGGUACCUUGGCUGCUCCCUCCAAACAGAAAAGGAAAACGGCCCUAAGGCUGCCUCCAUCCUGAACCAACACAAAGGGGAAUGGAUAAAUGAAGGAAUGGAAAGAGACCAGUCCUGAAAUGCUGCGUUGUAGGACACCAUCAGAUUGGGUGACUUGAUCAAGACGAGUAGACAACACAUUCACUUGCCAAUCACAAGCCAAUCAAUUAAUAUCAAUUCACAAAACACCCGUGAAUUAUUCUUCACUUGUAGGAGAUUAAACCAUAGUUGGUGCCAGUCUAAUAAAAAACUGUAUAGUGAAUGUUUCGUUGUAUUGAAGAGCAUGGUAAUCUAUUCAGUGUAUGAUCUUUGGGAUCUGGCCAUAAUUAUUAGAACUUAUUGUAAGUGGACUCUGUGGAAAGUUUUAAAUUUGUUGAUUAAAGAAAAUAAAUAUUUUAAUCUUUCAUAAAUGAACAAUGAAUUAAAUUGUUCAGACAGGUUCAUUGAAAAAUUGUUGAUUGUAAAUUGAGAAAAGUGUAUUGAACAGGUAGUGCACGCCUGUAUGUCCUGUUCUGUGUAAAAUAUCUCAUUAAAUACUACCAAUUUUCAUAUGCCAUUUUUAAAAUGAUAUUUGUCGAUGAUCCCUCAACUUUGGUUCCCUCUUCACUGUCAUUUUCUAUGAGCAAUAUUGAGAAGGAUAUCAUUUGAAAAGCAAGCAUCGUUGUUGUAACAAAGCAAGCAUUGUUAGGGCAUAAAGUUCUUUGGAGAAUUUUCUUGUUUCUCCUUGUAAUGCAUGUAAAAAUUCAAAUUACUGGAAUUCUGAGAAAAAAAAUAAUAAUUUGAUAACAUUUAUACUUAAUUCUUAUGAAAUUUGGAAUAUGUUUACAAAUUAGUUUAGUUGUGGCACACUAUAUAUUUUCAAUGCACAUCUAAUAAUUCUUCACAGAAUCCAUUAACUAAUCUAGCCUCCACGUAAAUCUUGAUUUUUUUUUUUUUUUUUUUUUUAAGCUGGCACCUUAUUUUAUGUUGCUGAAGUUCAAUGAGCAAAUAAAUUUUAUCCAGUGCAGUUAAACAACCACUGCUCAUAAUUCUCAUAUUACAUAUCUGGGUGAAAUUAAUGAACAACACUUUCUGUUUGGAAACCGUGAACUGAAAGUUGCUAAAUUUCUCUAUUGAGGUAACCAGAGUUAGAAAUAAAAAGCUUAUUUGGAAAGUGAUCCGAUUUCAUUUCCAUUUGUUUUCUAGUGUUAUGUAGCAAUAUGUUAUUUUGAUGCUUCUUCAUCAAACUGCUGAUAAUUAGAAUUUAAAAAAUUGUGUUCCAUAUAAGUUAAAUGGUUUUCAAAACCCAUUGAAUCCUGUUUUGAACUAUUUUGCAGAAAGUGAAUAUUCCCUUCCUAAAUAAUUGUUUCUUGAAGAUGUGUUGCUUUGGGAAUAAGAUUUUCAAAUGGAAGUGAAAAAUGAAUCUUUUAUAUAGAAAAUAAGGUAUUGAAGUUGAGAAAUAUAUUGUGUGUAAUGAAAAUACUUUUGCUAUUUCUAUGGCAAAUGUGGCAUUUCUUCCUGCAAGUAAGUACAACAUUUUGAUUGGAUGUGUUAUUAUUCUUGAAAAUUGAUGUUUCAUUUAGAAAUUCUUUUAGUAAAAGCCUUAUUGAGUUUCUCUACAUCAGGAUUGCUGCGUAUUGCUGUUGAUACAGUGAAACUUGUCUAAGGCAGAAACUUACCUUCACCAGUAAACAGUCUUAGAACAGGCUAUUUUCCAAUGUUAUAUACAUAGGAUAAACUGUAAACCUGCCUAAUUCAGAAAUGGAAAAAAUUUUUAGUACAAUGGUAUUAAAAAUUCUGGAUAAGAUGAAAAACAAUCAUUGUUUUCUAAUUAAACAUUGACUUGUAGGUAUGGUGACAUUGUACUAAGGGACUUGCGCAUCCAUUCACAUCCUCAGCUACCCUCGUUUUUCUCGCAUUUCUCAUGCGGAUAGCAUUGUUUAUUUGUAAUAGUACUGACCUGCACAAUCCAGUGUAAAGGGGGAGAGAUGCAAAAAGUGGUUCGUCCACAGUUCUUCUAAUGUGUGUUUUGGGUUCAGUGGGUCUAAACAUUUAUUGUUGUUCAUUUUGAUGAACUGUAGGUAUUGUAUUAAUUGUUUAUGUCAGGCUGCAAAUUCGAAACAUUUACGCUUGGUAAUAAAAUUAGACUAAUUGAUGUACAUGAACAUGGCAAUACUUCUGAGAAGGGUUUAAUAAAGAAAUUUAAAGUUGGAAAACUUGAGUGUUUGACAACUUAAAAAUAAAGACAGAAUCAAGAAACAGUGGUUAGAAGAAAAUUAUUAUUGGUGGUUAUCACAAUUUUCACAAUGAUCUAGGUGAAUAAACAAAGCCUAUAUAAUCUGGUGAAUUCAUCUGUUCGUACACAUUGUAGAAAAUAAUGUUUCUUUUACUUUGUAUGGAGUUCUUUACUUCAUUAGACUGUGGAGCAUUUCUGUAUUUCAUUUGCUUUGUCUCUCUCAGGAUGUCUUCAUUUCUUUGAAAUGUAGUUGUUAGGUGAGAUAAACUAUUCAUACAACCUAUUCCAUCUUUGAAUGAUUGCGUUUCCUGAACUUUUUUUGAUAGUCUUUAUUGCAUACCUGAAUAAGCUGGAAACCUGUUCAAGACAGAAAAAAAUGUUGGACUCAAAUGAAUCUGGCUUAGAUAGGAUUUACUGUAUUUGCAUAAAAAAUAAAGUUUAAAAAUACAUUUUUAUGUAGUGUAAGAAUUUUGAUUUUAAAGUCAUGGGAGUAUCGUAUGAAUUCCUCAUGCAACAAUUUUUUGUGAAUACAUUAGCUCUUAAAGUUUAUUUUAGUUUGAGGCAAGCUUUUGGUGUCAAGUACAUUAUUUAAAACUUCAUCAGUUUUGUUGAAAAUUUGACCAAACUUUCAAUGUUAUUUCGCUUCCUCCACACUUCAAAGUAAAAUUUAUGCACAUGUUUUAUCAAAAGAGAAAUCAAAGACAUAUGGUAAACAACUUACCUGAUAAGUAAUAUUAUCUACAUCAUAUGACAAUAGAUACCCUACAGACUUAAUUAUCACAUGUAUACUUGUUGCGGUGUAUUGUACAUGUGUUUACCAUUAUGUCUUGGUGGGCCAAUUGUUGACUUUGUUACUGUUCCAGUUUGUGCUAUUAGACAUUCCAUUUUUGAAGCAAGAAGUUAGUUAAAACCUCAUAAAUUCUAUUAUAACAAAUUUAGAUUUUCCAUGCAUAGUGUAUUUUUGUCUACAGUGAGAGCGCUUGUAUAAUAUUGUGUAAUGAAUCUGUUUUUGAAAGGGUAUUUAACUGAAUUUGUUGCUCUGGAUUGUAAAUGAAAACUGUGUGCUUACAAUUAAAGCAGCAAUAUCAAAUGUAAAUAAUUGUAUAUACACACUUUUGAAAUGUUAGGAAAUCUUAAUUUUUACAAGAGUGUAUGAAACACUCCGUCUGAAUCAAGUCUUGUCUAGUCAAAAUGAGAAUUUUGUUUUCUCAGAAAACACUAAAAUGACAUAUGAUGUAAAAACUAAAGGUGGGGUAAAGUUUCAUAAAUAUUAAACAAAGUUAUAUGAUUCAAUGCAUGGAAUCUUUAGAUCCAAAUCCCUUUUUAUGUUCUGGAAUUUUCACAAAUUGUUACUCAUGGUUUUGAUAUCUACCAAGGAAAUCUCCCUUAAAGUGUUUGCUUUUGUUUCUGUCUGUAGAAAUGUGUUGUCAAUGCAGAAAUAUGUAUAGUAUGUUCUUGAAAGAUAGAAAGGAAAAUAGAAAAAAGAAAAAAAAAAACGUUUUAUAUAAUGGUCUUUUGGGGCUAGUGAGAGUUUGAAGUAGUUUCUUUCAGUUAUCGUUCAUUAGUACACUGAUGAUGUGUCUAAUCGCUAAUGCUUAUGCUCUGUGAAUUUAUAAGUUGGCAAGUUGUGUGAUUUUACAUGGUGGUAAAUGUUAUAUGCUGAUGUAGGUAUAAUUUGUCUGCCGUACCAUGCCUUCCUCAAUUCGUUCUUUUGGAAACAAUGUGAUACGAUAAUGGAAUGAACUACUGGCUGUGCGCAGCCAUAAUUUCAGUUGGCAAACAACUGGUGCUGAAAAGCGCUGCAAGUACUUUUGUCUUAUGACAUUUUUUCCCAAAGAGAGUGCUUUUUAUAAGAUGUUUAGAAAGCUCUUGAAGUUGAGCAUUGGAUUUGUUUGAGAAACUGAAGAAAUUAGAGGCUGCUAUUGUAAUUUUUUUAUUGAAGACUUGGAACGCUACACUGUAAACAGCAAACCAAGUAGAAUUUGUAAGAUCUCUUUCCAAAUCUCACUAUCUCCAAAAACCUGUUUUGAGAUGGAACUUAAAUUUUUGCUGACAUUUCUGCAAGUAAAAAUCAAAUAGGGAUUUAUACCUACAUAUUUUUCUUGGCAUAUUACUCCACUUCUCUCUGGAAUUUCUGUUGCAGUGUUGUAUUCUCCCAGAAUUAUAUUAAUUAGGUAAUGUUAGAGUAUUAAACUAUAUUUUAGUCAUGGAAAAAUUUGUAUUCUUUUCAAUGAAAAUUACCAGGCAUUUAGUUGCAUUAUUUUACAUAAAUAAUAUCACCAGUAGAUGCCUAAUCUCAAAACAGUAUAUGAAUUGAUUCUUAGUUGAAAAAUACAAAUUUUUGAAAUAGCUAUGGAAAGAAAGCUUUGAAUUGCAAAGUAAAUAUAUUUUGAGUGACUUAUGAGUUUAAAAUGCUAGUGUACACAUGGAGCUUUGUGUGUUGUUGCAUGUGAAUUGUUAUGCUUAACACCAUUAUUUAGUGACAUUAGCAAUUUAUAAUUAUUUACUUUAAGUGCUGAUGCUCAUAUGUGUUCAUGGCAUUGGUUCUAUGAGAGGGGUGAGGUGAGAGAAAAGGACAUCUGGAAAUGUCAAUCUUGUUCUGUGCAGUUUAAGAGACAGACAGAGGCUGUUCCUUUUAAACUUUGUGUAAUUAGGCACAGUUUCAAUUUUCAAAAUGAAUAAAGGAAAUUAAUUGAUUUCAGGCUUUAAGUAUUGUGAGAAUCUGUGAAAGAGCAGAAUUUGUGAACUGAGGUGUCUAUAUCCUGAGUUGUCAGGUCUCUGUCUGUAUCCCGAGCUGUGUGAAGUGAUGUGGCGUUGCGUGGCUGUUAGUGGCAUUGGCUGUGAAGCAUGUCUUGAUACUGUGUCAGCUGUCCAUUACAAUGAACAAUAAAAGAAAAAAAAAACUCUGCAUAUACUAUUACAAAAUAAGUUGUCUCUACUCAUAAUAUAUUAUUCUUACACUACAAUAGAACUCCAAUUAUCCAAUCCAUCCAAUUCGCUAAGAGAAGAAAAUAAAAUGUAUGACUAAAAUGAGUUAAUUCUGUUUGAUAGUUAUUCAAGUGUGUUUCUUUGUCAUUAUAAAUUCAAUGAGCAGCAAAUGUGUUAAAAGACAAAAUCAAUCAGUGAACAAUAAAUUGACCACAUGCAUUGUUGUGUUUGUCAGUGCAACCUCCUUCUCUGACACUUCGUGGAAGAACAAUGCUGUACAAAAUGUCAACACCAUUUUGCACUAAUUAAAUGAAUAUUACUGUAGGACGUACAUACAAAUUUAUUUUUUUGGAGAAUGACCCAGAUCAAAUCCGGGUCCAAUUCCAAAUAAUCUGGAAAAUUAGAGUUCUACUGUGUAAUAAAUUUAUCUUUCUAGUCUCCACUUUUCUCUUCAUGUUAUUCUUGAAAGUAAAUGUGUAGAGAAUGAGGAGAAAGACCAAUUGGUUCAAGAAAUUAUUUUUUAAUGAGAAUAGGAGUGUAUAUUUGAUU
Molecule: messenger RNA, 14763 nt
Organism: Gryllus bimaculatus (two-spotted cricket)
Lineage: Eukaryota; Metazoa; Arthropoda; Insecta; Orthoptera; Gryllidae
Source: the annotation of a GenBank genome assembly